Eriocheir sinensis (Chinese mitten crab) is the source of this 2530-nucleotide messenger RNA. RefSeq names its product zinc finger protein 862-like. The record is from RefSeq and is a predicted model, not a curated record. Gene Ontology annotation, molecular function: protein dimerization activity. NCBI's taxonomy places the organism in Eukaryota, Metazoa, Arthropoda, Malacostraca, Decapoda, Varunidae. Bases 376 to 2370 code for a protein of 664 amino acids. The transcript has 2 exons.
GUUGGCAGGGUGACCAGAUACAGCAUAAUUAUGCUAAAUUUGGCAUAAUUUUUUAAAAAAAUGAAUGUUUAGCAUAAUUUUUAGCAUAGUAUCAAAUCUAGCAUAAUUUUAGCAUAAUUUUGAGUUUUGUACAAUUUUCUUAACUUUUAUUACCAUCUAUGAGAGGAAUAAUAGAAUCUGUGACAGUUCACAUUUUUAAAAAAAAUCUUGAACGUUAAAGGCGGGUUACGUGCGGCCCGCGGCGCCGGGUAAAGUCAGUACUCAGUAUUCACUGGACUGUCCGGCCUGGUGGCCACGUCGCGCUCGGGAGACAGACUGACCAGCAGUGCCAGUCACAGUGCGGCUGCCGCGGCUCAGUGGAGAGGAUAGGCUGUAAUGGAGUCAGACCAAGAAAAACCCGUUUCUAAAAAGAAAAAACUAACUGAAAAAUCUUACAGUCAAGCAUUUCGUGAAGAAUGGCUCAAGUUACCAGAUUACAUGCCCUGGCUAAGAAAACUGGACAACAACAAAGCUCAGUGUAGUGUCUGUAAAACAUUUUUACAAAGUAAGAAAUCUGUGAUUGAUCUACAUGCAAAGGGAGACAAGCAUAAGCGCCUUAUGAAAGAAAAAAAUGAUCCCAAAGUAAUUCCCAUGACAAGUUUUGUGAAAGCAAAGAAAGAAAAUGAUGAUGAAAUUAUUAACCGUGCUGAAAUUAAACUCGCAGCAUGGGCUGCUGAACAUGAAAUUUCUUUCAGAGCAAUGGAUCACCUACCUGCUGUGUUAGCUUCUUCCUUUAGUGACUCAAAGACUGCAAGUAAGGUUAAGCUUAAAAGAACAAAAACAGCUUCUGUCAUCUAUAAUGUCAUAGGUCAAAGGUUUUUGGAAAAGAUGAAAAGCGAACUUAAUGAUGAGUCAGACAUGGGACAAACAAAAUUUUCAAUGAUCAUGGAUGAAAGUACUGAUCUGACAGCUGAGAAACAAUUAGCAAUAGUAGUGAAGUAUUUUUGUAAAACUGUUUUGUGUACAAGAUUGUUGGCUCUUGUUCCAGUGGCAGAAGGAGAUGCCAAGACUCUUUUUAGUGCAUUAGAAAAUGAAUUAACUGCCAGUGAUCUAAAAUUUGAGAAUUGUAUUGGUUGGAGUGCUGAUACUUGCAGCGUUAUGCACGGAACACAUGACAGUGUAAGUAGUCGACUCAGAAAUGCAAACAGCAACAUGAUUAUCAUGAAGUGCGCUUGUCACAGUGCAGCACUGGUGGCAUCAUAUGCAUGUGGAGUAUUACCACGUUCGUGUGAAAAGUUGGUACAUGAUGUAUACAACUUUUUUGCUCAUUCGUGUAAGCGUACUUCACACUUUCAUGAAUUUCAGGAUUUCACAAAUACUGACCCACAUAAGUUGCUAAAACCUUGCCAAACACGUUGGUUAAGCCUGAAGGAAUGCGUCUCCCGACUUCUUGAGCAAUGGGAUGCGCUUUUGCUUUUCAUGCAGCAUCAUGAUUUAGUAGAAAGGAAUCUACAGGCGCAUGAUAUUGCAAACAUUAUGGUGAAUCCUUUCACCAAGAUGUAUCUAGAGUUUCUGAACUUUGUUUUGCCUAAGAUUGUGAGUUUUAAUGUAAUGUUUCAGUCAUCCUCACCAAUGAUUCAUCUACUUCAUGAUUCUCUUGCAAAACUGUACUUAGACUUAUUGUCAUGUUAUGUGAAGCCAGCAUACUUGAAGCAGAGUAAGCAUGAUAUUUCCUUGAUUGACCCUGAGAGUGAGUUAGCUAUGGUACCAUUGGAAUCUGUGUAUGUUGGUACAAAUGUUAGCCGCUUGCUAACCACUGCAUCUCCCAAAGUCACAGUUGAAGCGAAAAGAGAGUUUCUCAACGUGUGCAGGAAAUUUCUUGUUAUUGCGUGCAAGCAGCUUAAGCAGCGCUUUAACUUUCAUGACCCAGUAUUGGUAGCAGCAAGUAAACUUAGCGUUGCAACUGUAAAGUCAGGAAACAUUGCCUCAUUUGUAGGGAACAUUAUGAUUCACUUUCCAGGCAUACUGAAAAAUGGAAAAGAACAGGAAGUUGAUGAUCAAUGGCGUAGCCUUCCUUAUGAUGAUAAUCUGACUGAUGAUAUGGAGUUUGAAGUCUUUUGGAAAGCAGUUAUGCAGGACACCAAGUACAAUGCUCUUAGUUAUUGCAUCAAAGCUAUUCUAACUAUUCCAGUGGCUAAUGCGGACUGUGAAAGAAUUUUCUCUGAGAUCCACCGAUUAAAAUCUCCAGUUCGCAAUAGACUGACUUCCUCUUCUCUCCUGAAGUAUGUGGCUGCUAGAGAAGGCAUCGGGAGAGAGAGUGAAAACUGUGAGAAGUUUGAACCAGACAAGUUGAUGCUUAAAAAAAUGAAUUCUAAAAUGUAUGAAAAAUAAGAAACUGUACGGUAAUAGGAAAAAUAGGAAAAGUAGGGUAUGAGAAACAGGAACUCAAUUUACACAUUACCUAAGUUAUAUUUAUUUUGUACAAGUUACAUGUAUAGGAAAAUUUUCAAAUUAUGUUGCACAAAAAUGUCAAAUAAACCUCGAAAUGUGA